Messenger RNA from Acanthosepion pharaonis, 687 nucleotides. The record is from the annotation of a GenBank genome assembly. Lineage: Eukaryota; Metazoa; Mollusca; Cephalopoda; Sepiida; Sepiidae.
AUGCCGUCUCUCCCUUCUUCAGGCGCCAUCACCGUAUCACAUAUUGGAACUGAUGAAAUACGUUUUUCUCCGAUAUAUUUUAGUGGGGAGAUAAUAGCCGUAGCAUCAUUUAUUGGAGGGAUGUCAACAGGUUGGCCAACUUAUCAUCAACAUGCAAAUUUAUUAAAUAUUGUUACACACUAUUUCCUCCUCUUCUUUACCUCAAGAACAUCUUUUUUACCUCUUCUUCUUUACCUCAAGAACAUCUUUUUCCCUCUACUUCUUUACCUCAAGAACAUCUUUUUCCCUCUUCUCCUUUACCUCAAGAACAUUUUCCCUCCUCCUCUUUACCUCAAGAACAUCUGUUUCCCCUCUUCUUCUUUACCUCAAGAACAUCUUUUUUUACCUCUUCUUCAUUACUUCAAGAACAUCUUUUCCCCUCUUCUUCUUUACCCCAAGAACAUCUGUUUCCUCUCUUCUUCUUUACCUCAAGAACAUCUUUUUUCCCUCUUCUUCUUUACCAUUAGAACAUCUUUUUUCCCUUUACUUCUUUACCUCAAGAACAUCUGUUUUCCCUCUUCUUCUUUACCUCAAGAACAUCUUUUUUUUUACUUCUUCUUCAUUACUUCAAGAACAUCUUUUUCGGAACGGUAUAUAACACUAUCUAUCUAUCUAUCUAUCUAUCUAUCUAUCUCAGUCUGUUCAUAA